This is a messenger RNA of Mesocestoides corti, 1650 nucleotides long. The record is from the annotation of a GenBank genome assembly. Lineage: Eukaryota; Metazoa; Platyhelminthes; Cestoda; Cyclophyllidea; Mesocestoididae.
AUGUCUGGCGGUUCGAUACUUUGGGGUAUUAAUUUAGUGUACUUUUUGGCCUUUGGAUCUCUUUAUAUACAGCUUCCAGGCCUUAUUGGAGAUGAUGGUGUUGCACCUGUUCGGCUUCUGGAUCUCUCAAGCCCAAAAACGCUUGAGGAUUUUGUCCUUGGUAUCCCGUCUGUCAUAAGGUUCCGUGAGAGCUUCAAUUUAAGUGCAUACCAUGCUGCUGAACUUCUCGUUCUCAUCGGCCUGUCUCUCUCUUUCUUUGCCUUGGCAGCGCCACAGUUACGUGGUACAUUGUCGCUGAUAAUUCAGUGGAUAUCAUUUUUUUCUGUUGUGAAGCCCUUGCCUGCACCACUGGCGUGGUUUGUCGAGACGAAUCCCACUUGGAUUCUUCGUUUAUUCACAGCAACGAUAGUCGUUUUUGAUGUCUUCGUAUCCUUCCUCUUCUUGGUACCCAUACGCCAAUUGCAAAUAUUCUCCUUCGUUUUCAAGUUUCUCAUGCACGCCAACAUGAUGGUUUCCGGAAACUACGGCACCUACAACAUUUUGUCUAUCGUUUUGAGCUUCGCUCUGCUGCCACCACCACCGCCGCCGCCUUCGAAAAAACGAAAGAGAGACUCGUUCACUUGUCGCAAGGCUGCGUCCUGGGCAGUAACUCUAGCGGUUCUCGCGGUCAUGUGCUACGGCGUGUGGACCGUCUUCGGCUUGCAUGACGGACUCAAGUCACUUCGCAUAGUUAUUCCGCGUCACGCCUUCGUCGCCUACGCCAGACGGGUCAUGUUCUACACCAUUCCCAUCUCCACUCUCCUCUUCAUCUUCACGAUCAUCACCGCCGCGUUCAGGGCCCUCGGAGCAAGGGGGUGCAUGAACAAGAUGUUGGACCUCUCCGGAGUUCUCCUUGUCAGCCUUUUGGGCAUUGGCCUCUUUGUGGCCUCACUGCCACCUCUGUCGAACCUAGAAGACACCGGGAGCGUUGUGCUGUUGCCCCGAUCCGUGCAUGAAAUCAGCGCGGCACUAAAGCCUCUCCACCUUGCCAACGACUACCGCUACUACCACGAGCAUGAUUCGAACGUGCUGAUGAAGACACCAGCGGAAGGCCGGUCAACUCUUGUUCUCGAGGGCGCAAUGAACGAAAACGGACCAUGGAAGGAGCUCUCGUUCUACCAUGUGCCCGACCGCCUCGAGAAGAUACCCACCAUCAUCCCUGGCCACUUGCCUGUGGUGGACCUGGAGGUGGUGUUGAGCGGAGACAAGUCGUUCGAGAACUCGCCAAUUCUUGCCAUCCUCGUCUAUAGAAUACUAACCAAGCAAAAAGAAGUUCUUCAACUCAUUGAGCCAACUGGCUUCAUUGACGGUCCCAAGUACAUUCGCAUUAAAAAGUACACCUACCAGCUGACCAAAUCGAUGAGCGGCAAGGAGUGGUGGCAACGCAGGCUGCAGAACAUCCACCUUCCACCGACGCACGCCUCGACUCCACGACUAACACAGCUCAUGGACAAACUCGGAAUCACCGGCAAACGGCGGGAGCGUCCAGCCGACGCGACAGUCAUCUCCACGUCCCUCGACAAAAUUCGCGCAAUGGUCGGCCAGCCACACAACCUGAACGGUUUCUACGUUGUCUUGGUGAUCGUCCUGCUCAUGAACAAGCUGUUCUAG